Molecule: messenger RNA, 1107 nt
Organism: Microthlaspi erraticum
Lineage: Eukaryota; Viridiplantae; Streptophyta; Magnoliopsida; Brassicales; Brassicaceae
Source: the annotation of a GenBank genome assembly
AUGGGAAGGUCUUUGAUUUUCUCGGGAAACAUGUCAGUGAGAAUAUCUCACUUGCCCAGAUCGUCUCUUCAGCUGAAGAACCCAUUUUCAUGCCGGACAGUAACCAGAGAUUUCCGAAAUGGGUGUUCGAGGAUUUCGUCUAACAGCUUCAAUUCCACGGCGAGACUCCGAACAAAAGCUGUCUUAUCUGAAGUUUCCGAUUAUCCCAGAAUCGGCGCUAAAACCACCGGGACUGUAUCGCCGGCAGAGCUCCUUCAAGUCGUCGAAGCCGCAGCUAAAACCGGCGCCGAGGUCGUCAUGGAAGCUGUGAAUAAGCCAAGGAAUAUCACUUAUAAAGGCCUCAGUGAUUUGGUAACUGAUACUGAUAAAGCAAGUGAGGCUGCUAUUUUGGAAGUAGUGAAAAAGAGUUUCAGUGAUCAUCUUAUUCUUGGUGAGGAAGGAGGUAUUAUCGGCGAUACCUCUUCUGAUUACCUCUGGUGCAUCGAUCCACUAGAUGGAACAACAAAUUUUGCUCAUGGAUAUCCGAGUUUUGCUGUUUCUGUUGGUGUUCUGUAUCGUGGAAACCCUGCCGCUGCUUCUGUGGUAGAGUUUGUGGGUGGUCCCAUGUGCUGGAACACUAGAACCUUCUCUGCAACUGCAGGUGGUGGAGCAUUGUGUAACGGGCAAAAGAUUCAUGUCAGUAACACAGAUGCUGUGGAGAGAGCACUUCUGAUCACAGGGUUUGGGUAUGAACAUGAUGAAGCGUGGAGUACAAACAUGGAACUGUUCAAAGAGUUCACUGAUGUGAGCAGAGGAGUGCGAAGGCUCGGUGCUGCGGCAGUGGACAUGUGUCACGUUGCGCUUGGGAUUGCGGAGUCGUAUUGGGAGUACCGUUUGAAGCCAUGGGACAUGGCUGCUGGUGUUCUUAUUGUAGAGGAAGCUGGAGGAGCUGUGACUCGAAUGGAUGGAGGGAAGUUCUCUGUGUUUGAUAGAUCUGUUUUGGUGUCCAACGGUGUUCUUCAUUCCAAGCUUCUGGAUAUAAUUGCACCGGCUACUGAGGAUUUGAAGACGAAAGGAAUUGAUUUCUCCUUGUGGUUUAAGCCGGAAGAUUAUCACACAGAACUUUAG